CUCAGAUUCUUCCCCUCCUUAACUCUCUUGCCAUUUUCAGUAUCUCUGGGGACAAAAAGUACCUAGCAUUCUAUAAGAUGGUGACAGAAUUGAAGUGGGUUGAAACUUGAGGGCAGAGUACUAAAGUGGUCAGUUUCAUUGGUAGGUGGUCUGUCAUGGCCGUUGAGUCAACAGAAGAGUCACGCUGGGCUUGGAGUGGGGAGAUUUGUAGUAGGGAGAUCUGGAGUGGGGAGAUCUGCAUUCCUUGAUGACCUCCCUAAUCUUCCUAGUCCUCACUGGAACAUGAAGGAUUCUGCUGGUCAUCCCUGAGAUAUCCUUCCCAACCUUACCAUGUGAUGGUCUGUACCCCACAGGUGUCCUUGCCCAUACUGAUCACCUUGGUGUGUCAUCCCAACAACAUCUUGGCCUUUGUGACUCUGAGUAAGGCAGCCACAGAGGUAGCUCUGAAGGCACGGACCCUGGGCCGAGUCCCCUACCUCAGCAGCUUCCACCUCAAGCCUGACCAGGUCAUCUCCCCUCAGAAACUACUGACCCAUCUUAUUAUGCUUUCCCUGAAGCCUUACAGAGAAAAGGAGUUUGGUGUGAGCUCCUUAAGGCUCUUAUUUGCCCUGCAUCCUAUCACUUCCCUGCAUCCUGUUAUCAACUCAAGCGUGGGUCAGGUUUGGAAGAAGGAGAUCCCCCAGAUGUUGCGGAUCCUGGAUGAUCACACUGAGAAGACCCUGAAUCAGAAGGAGUGGGAGGAGAGACUCCUCCAGUUUUCAGGUCAGUCACUAAUGGCCAUCAAUGAUGAUGAUUGGCUGAAGCAACUCACCAAAGCCAUCCUGGAGAAGAUAAAUUACUUUAGUGACGAUGAGGAGAAGGCUUUCCUAUAUAAAUUCUUCGGCUUCACCCUGAGAACCUCAAGGAAUCUUCAUCUGGUGAAGACCACGCUCUUAUCCAUCCUGAACAGUGCCCACGAGGAGCUGCAGGAGAGAGAGGAGAGGGACCAAGUGAAGAUCUCAGCCAUCUCUGCUCUAAGCUACAUGUUACGUCGAAUUUUCAAAUUCAAGCCUGGGUCCUUCAUUCGCAAAGAGGUCUUCACUUUUCUAGUCCCAUUGCUGCUCAGCAUUCAGGACAACAAUAUUGAAGUGGUUAAGGCCUGUGGAGGGGCCCUGACUGAGUGGACUCAUGUGCUUGGCUGGUCAUCACUCACAGAGACAUUCCGGCAUACCACACUCAGUGAUCACAUCCAGGCAGUAGAAGAAACUUGCAAAUUCCUGGUGGACCAGGGCAAAUAUCAUCACCUUGGAGAGGUACUAUACCAGAGCUUUGGCUUCCUGAAGAGACCACAACCUUUCCUAAGGGCAGCUGCAGUCAAUUUCAUAGGAUUAACAACUAAGAGCAUAAACAUGAAUCGCAUACAUGAAAAUGAUGUGCAACUGAUACGGGAUGCUCUUGAAAAUGUAAAGAAUGAUCCCAAGGACUCUAUCAAGGCGAUGGUCAAUGUUAUCCUGACAAAGGUGGAUGAAGAUGUGAAGUUCCAGGGUUCCCAUACUUCGAGGCUGAGCCAAAUGAGCAAUAACUUCCUUAAAGGGUUUGGCAUCAAAACCCCAGACAAAAAGAAGCGCCUGUUUAAGAUUGUCAAACGGGACGUAGACAUUGAUGAAAAUCAUUAA
This is a messenger RNA of Sciurus carolinensis (gray squirrel), 1655 nucleotides long. Its product is annotated as maestro heat-like repeat-containing protein family member 2A. Gene Ontology annotation, cellular component: cytoplasm. The record is from RefSeq and is a predicted model, not a curated record. The transcript is spliced from 12 exons. The coding region runs from base 336 to 1655 and encodes 439 amino acids. NCBI's taxonomy places the organism in Eukaryota, Metazoa, Chordata, Mammalia, Rodentia, Sciuridae.